AUGGUAUUACUCAGUCCCUUUGUAUAUUGGGCGCAAACGUCGAAAAUUAUUUCGUUAAAAAUUGAUUUGCGAAACGCUGAAAAACCAAACAUCGAUGUUAUAGAAAAUAACAUAAAAUUCUCGGCACAAGGUUUUGGUGCUCAUGGAUUUUCCAAUUAUGUAUUCAAUUUGGAUUUAUUUGCUUCGAUCAAAUUAAGCAAGGAUGAACAGAAAACAACAAUCAAGGUAUAUGAAAAUCGUAUUGAAGUGGUUUUAGAAAAAAAUGAGGCAGCUUGGUGGCCAAGAUUAACAGCACAACCACAAAAGCCUGCCUGGCUUAAGAUUAAUUUUGACCAAUGGAAAACCGAGGAUGAUGGAGGAAGUGAAGAAGACACUCGUGAUGUUACAAAGGAUUAUCCGGGGAUGUAUGACAAACUGCAUAAAGAAGAGUUUGGAUAUAGGAAAGAAGAGGUGAAAAAGGUAUACCUCAUAUUAUACAACCUGUUUCAAUUUAUCGGCUUCACAUACGUACUAUGCGUAAUGAUGGUGCGAUUCUUUAAACUGGACUAUGCAUCCAUAGAGGGCACUUACGAGCAUGUAGGGGGAGCUAUGAAGUUCCUUCAAUUAAUGAUGUUCCUCGAAGUUAUGCACCCGUUAUUUCGAUAUACUAAGGGAAGCCCUCUUGUAGCAUUCUUACAAGUGGGUGGUCGGGCGUUCGUAUUAUUUGCAAUGAUAGACGCGGAACCACGGAUGCAGACGAAACCUGUAGUGUUUUACCUAUUUUGUAUUUGGACCCUGAUUGAGGUUGUCAGAUAUCCCUUUUACAUAGCACAACUUUAUAGAAAAGAGAUUUAUCUCCUAACCUGGUUACGUUAUACCUUGUGGAUUCCACUCUAUCCCUUGGGAAUCCUCUGUGAGGCAAUCGUCAUACUCAGAAAUAUCCCCUACUUUGAAGAAAGUGGUAAGUUCACUAUCUCCCUGCCCAAUGAGUGGAACUUUGCUUUCCAUUUGCCUAACUUUCUCAGGGUAUACCUUCUGAUACUAGCCUUUCCUGGUAUGUUCUUUGUUAUGAAACAUAUGCAUAAACUACGUACAGUCAAGCUUAAACCAAAAAUCAUAAUUAAAAAAUGUAAGUAA
This is a messenger RNA of Pieris macdunnoughi, 1116 nucleotides long. NCBI's taxonomy places the organism in Eukaryota, Metazoa, Arthropoda, Insecta, Lepidoptera, Pieridae. The record is from the annotation of a GenBank genome assembly.